Molecule: messenger RNA, 1884 nt
Organism: Syzygium oleosum
Lineage: Eukaryota; Viridiplantae; Streptophyta; Magnoliopsida; Myrtales; Myrtaceae
Product: lysine histidine transporter-like 2
Exons: 8
Coding region: 278-1594 (438 amino acids)
Cellular component (GO): plasma membrane
Source: RefSeq, a predicted model, not a curated record
UAACAAGAUUCACGAAAUGCUCCUAAGUUUUAGCUACGGGAUUGCCUGCCCUCAAUUGAAAUAAAAUUUGAAAAAAACAAAGGUCAAGUGGUAAUUCAACAAGAAGCGCACCUAAAGGUCGAAUUGGUGGUUGUAAGAAUCUUCAGGUUUCAGUUGAGGAGUGUUACAGAGAGAAAACAGCCGAGACCAGCGCCAUGGUAUAUUCUUAGUAAAAGAGAGUGCUAAAUAUGGCUUCUCUUGAUUCCAGGGCUUGACGAGCGCCUGCAUUUCCCUAGCAAUGGCCCAAGAUCGGCCACAGAAUGACGAGAUCGAUGAGAAGUCGAUCAACAAUUGGCUUCCGAUCACAUCCUCCAGGAAUGCUAAGUGGUGGUACUCAGCCUUCCACAAUGUCACCGCGAUGGUUGGUGCCGGCGUCCUCAGCUUGCCUUAUUCCAUGGCUGAGCUUGGAUGGGGACCCGGUGUGACUGUGCUCAUCAUAUCAUGGGUCGUCACCCUGUACACGCUGUGGCAGAUGGUGGAGAUGCACGAGAUGGUGCCAGGGAAGAGGUUUGACCGGUACCACGAGCUGGGCCAACACGCCUUUGGCGAGAAGCUGGGCCUGUGGAUUGUGGUCCCCCAGCAGCUGGUUGUUGAGGUUGGGGUCGACAUCGUGUACAUGAUCACCGGAGGCAAGUCCAUCAAGAAGAUCCACGAAUUGCUCUGCAGCGAUUGCCAGCCCAUCAGGACCUCCUACUUCAUCAUGAUCUUUGCCUCCGUCCACUUUGUCCUCUCCCACCUCCCCAACUUCAACUCCAUCUCUGUUGUCUCCUUGGCUGCUGCAGUCAUGUCCCUCAGCUAUUCCACCAUUGCCUGGACAGCAUCUCUGCACAAGGGAGUGCAACCAGAUGUGGACUAUUCGUACAAGGGCAAAGACACACAAACCGUAGUGUUCAACUUCUUCAGCGCGCUGGGCGAUGUGGCCUUCGCUUAUGCCGGCCACAACGUGGUGCUGGAGAUCCAGGCCACCAUUCCCUCCAGCCCAGAGAAGCCCUCGAAGAAGCCCAUGUGGAGAGGCGUGUUGGUCGCGUACGUCAUCGUGGCCAUCUGCUACUUCCCUGUGGCCCUCGUCGGCUACUACGUGUUUGGCAACACCGUGGAUGACAACAUCCUCAUCACUCUCCAAAAGCCCAAGUGGAUCAUAGCUGCUGCUAACUUGUUUGUGGUCAUCCAUGUCAUUGGUAGCUACCAGAUCUACGCGAUGCCGGUUUUUGACAUGAUGGAGACUGUUCUCGUCAGGAAAUUGCGCUUCAAGCCUUGCUUCACUCUCCGUUUCGUCACGCGUACAGUCUAUGUCGCUUUCACAAUGGUCGUCGCUAUCUGCAUCCCCUUCUUCGGUAGUCUCCUCGGGUUCUUUGGAGGGUUUGCUCUCGCUCCAACAACGUACUUCCUUCCAUGCAUCAUGUGGCUUUGUAUCAACAAACCGAGGAAAUUCAGCUUAUCAUGGUGUACCAACUGGAUUUGCAUCAUACUCGGUGUAAUGCUGGUGAUUCUCGGACCAAUUGGUGGCCUAAGGCAGAUCAUCCUUUCAUCAAAAAAUUACAAGUUCUUCUCGUAAAGUCUUUCGCCCUAAAGAGGAGGAUUGACUAACCUUGACGAUUAUCAGGACAUAAUGAUGUCAAUUACACGAUGGUUGAGGAUUAGUUUGUGACAGUGUCUUUGUUUAUAUAUGUUGACGUCUGUAUAAUCAUCUGGCUCGAUUUGGGAGGAUCGUGUUCUAGUUAUGACAAGUCUGUGUAAAUAAGGUCAAAGCAUGCAUUUGACUUAGCUAUUAUGGAAAACAAGGACGUUUAGAGCAAGCAUGUAUGUCUCCAUGUUUCAAAUCCAACUAUUUCUCCAGACACCAAA